Molecule: messenger RNA, 4710 nt
Organism: Prorocentrum cordatum
Lineage: Eukaryota; Dinophyceae; Prorocentrales; Prorocentraceae
Source: the annotation of a GenBank genome assembly
AUGUCCCAGCACCCUGCCACGUCCUGCAUGCGCAAGGCAGAGCUCCUUACAGAGCUGGCGCUAUGCGACGAGGACGGCACCCACAUGACGUGCGACAUGCUGCGGGCCAGGCUGCGCCAGAUCUACAAGGCAAUGCCAGUCGGUGGGGCACCCGUGCGCCACAAGAAGAAGGCCGAGCUUGUCGAGGAUGCGACUACCAUGGGCUGCGUCCUGACGGGCAAGGAGACGCGCGGCGACCUCCAGAUCCUGAUCACCGAGAAGCACGAGCAGUCCCUGGUGAUGGUCAAGGGCUCCGACAUGAUGCCGUUCGGUCGCCACCGGACGUUGACUAUCCAGGAGCUGCUGGAGAAGGAGCGGGAGUACGCCAGGUGGCUGGUGAGCCUGAGCAAUCCGCGCCUCAAGCGUCUCACCGACUGGCUGGUCAUGAAGGGGAUCAAGUCCGAGGACAUGAUGAACAAGUUCGAGCUGCCUCAGCCCAGGGUGAAGGGGGAGAAGCUCGAGAAGACGGAGGGCCCGUGGCUGCUGGUCAAGGAUCAGCCUCGUCAGCGUCCGACGGCAAAGCGCUCCAUGACGGAGGAGACCGCCGCGAUGGAGACGGGGAAGUCCAAGGAGGAGCAGAUCAUCGACCUGCUUGGGGACAUGAAGAUGGCCAUGAACGCGCUCACGACCAGGGUGCAGAAGGCUACCUGGCUGGCGGGGUGCCUGGACAAGAGUGCAACGCCAGCAUGGACGUUCCUGACCGGGGCUGCGAGAGUUCUCUUCAGUCGGAAGAGGUCCAAGCGCCUCAUCAGGAACUGCCUGAUCCUCGUCAUGGACCAGGUGGCGGACCGAGGUCAUGUACACUGGGAGUGGCCGAAGGACCUGCAGCCGUAUCGGUGGCCAGAGCUCCAGCAGGUCUUCAGGGAGUGCGACAUGCGUCCGGUGGUCUGCGAUGGCUGCAUGCUGGGCGUCAAAGCUCGUGACACUGGGUUGCCGAUGGUCAAACCCUGGGAGAUCUGGACCACUUCCGACCGCAUGUGCCAGAGGAUGGCUAUCAGGUGCGAUGGACGUCAUGAGCACAGUCCUUGUGUCGGCGGCGCCAGGACGGCGGCCACAGCGUACUACCCAGACGCAUUCGUCAAGAGGGCGGCCAGGGCCAUGCUGGAGGAGCCGAGGAUGGAGGAGACCUGCAACCUCGUGCGCGAGUUCGAGGCCGCGGACGAAGAGAUCGACACGGUCUACGCAGUGAACGCCUCGAAGACAGGGCUCGACUCUGACGAGCUUCGGAAGGUGGAGAUCGCGGCCGUGCGGGUCCACGCCGCAUGCGGACACUGUCCGUUCGUCCAGGUCGCUAGGUCGUUGGCGGCUCGAGGUGCUGAUAAGAGGAUCGUGGAGCACGUGAAAGGCAUGCGGUGCCCGGCCUGUGACGAGAGCCAAAAGCACGGACCUCCACGUCCAGUCGGUUCGGCGGAUGAGGUGCCGAAGAAGUGGGCCGUUUUGCAGAGCGACCUAGCCGAGUGGGAGGACCCGUGCAGCAACGAGAAGUUCAAGUUAGCGCUGUACCUUGACCAGGGUUCGAAGCUCGGAGUUGGACAUGUUCUGUUCAAGAUGGUCAAGAGUAAGAACGCGACCGCCGAGGAGUUGAAGGACUCGAUCUGGAGCCGGUGGAUCGCCUAUUUUGGCCGUCCGAGGAUAUUUCAGGUCGAUCCAGAGGGCGCCUGGAUGAGCAAGAUCAUCCGGGAGAACCUGGAGUCCAGCGGCAUUCAGAUGGACCCCAUCCCCGGGCAGGCGCACUGGCAGAUCGGCGGCAUCGAGCGGCUCAUCAGCCUCAUCAAGGAUCUGAUGACGGUCUUGGCACGCGAGUGCCCGGGAAGGUCAUGCGAGGAAUACCUGGCGCGCGCGAUGGCAGCCUAUAACGAGCUCGACCGGCACCGGGGCUUCUCACCGCUGCAGGUGGCACUUGGCCGAGCACCAGACCUCGACGGGUCAUUCAUGGAUGCGCCAGGUGAUCCAGCCAACCUUCCGGCGCUGGAGUCGGAGGCGGUCGACGCCGCGUUCGGGGAGAACUUCAAAUUCAUGCGACAGGCGCAGGAGGCGAUGCUGAGAUGGGUCUAUGCCGAACGUGCUCGCCGUGCCAGCCAUGCCAGAUCGCGGAAGCUGAAUGUAUACACUCCGGGUACGUUGGUGUACUAUUUCAGGAACCCGAAGAGCAGCUCCAUGACGGGCAGGUUCUACGGUCCGGCUCGAGUUCUGGCUACGGAGACGGUUCACAGGGACGGUGAAGUUCAACCUCGACCUCGUGUGUGGCUGAACGCGUGUGGCCGCCUCAUUCGCUGUGAUUCUUGUCAGCUCCGGGAUGCAUCUGAUCGAGAGGUGGCCGAGCACGAGAUCAUACAUGGUACCGAGAUGCCGUGGACGUUCAACAGCAUGAGCCAGGGUCUUAGAGCAGGUCAGUAUGAGGACCUCGCCGACGAUCCGCGCCUGAUCCCGAGCGACACGGAGUUUGUGGACGCAGGAGAUGCACCACCACUUCCGACGGUUUCGCCAGCGGCGGAGGAGCCUAAGAGACGUAUCAGCGGCAAGCGGGUACCGACGGAGCCUCACACAUCGUCCAAACAGCCGCGAGUCAGACCAUCGGCAGCGAGCUCAUCAGCUUCGGCCUCUCAGAGUCGGGCGCCGGAGACGGCUACGUUUUCGGCGACACCUGCAAGGCCGCCGAAUAAAUCUCGAACGACUCCAUCGAGACCCUCACCGUAUGACUGGGACGGUCUUCCACCAGCUGCGGCGGCUGGCGGAGAUCACUACGGCAAGGAGCGGUCGGACAGACAGAAGCGACGCGACCAGACCGAGGAGCAGGGCCUGACAGCGGAGGUCCAGCCGUUCGAGUGCUUCUGGAGCAGGGAGGACAACGCCAUCGAGGUGGAGAUCAGUCUUCCCGAGGGUGCGCGAGGCGGUUCUGCCGCGCGUGACCUGCCAGCGUUUGUGGCCACUCAACUGCGACGUCAGCGUGCGGAGGUUCGAGAGCGGACACUGUCGGCCGCAGACCUGGAGAAGUUCAAGGAGGCCAAGAUGAAGGAGGCGCAGGAGUGGAUCAAGGAGAUGGUCCUGGAAGGUCUACAGAGCCAUGUCACGGCUCCCAGCGACCGGCUGAUGCGCCUCAGAUGGGUCUUGACGUGGAAGAUCGAUCCCGCAGAAACCGGGGGUCGACGUGCGAAGGCGCGGCUGGUGAUCCUGGGCUGCCAGGACCCAGACCUCACCACCGAGGAGUCGUACGCGCCGACAGCGACUCGCACCGCCCGUCAGGUGUUUCUGCAGAAAGCGGCGAACCUGAAGAUGCGGGUGGCCAAGGGUGACGUGAAGUCCGCGUUCCUUCAGGGUGAGGAGCUCGACCGGGACCUGUUCGUCAAGCCCACCGGCGAGAUCGCGGAGAUGCUGGGACUGCGCUCUGGUCAGGCGGCCAUCCUGAAGAAGUCGGCGUACGGCCUGGUGCAGGCACCUCGAGCAUGGCACCAGGCAGUGAAUCGCAAGCUGAAGGAGCUGAGUUGGCGGCAACUCGAGUCCGAUCCAUGUGUGUGGGUCCUGACGAGUCCCUCGACAGCGGGAGGCCCUGACUAUAUCGUAGCCAUUGCUCUAUCUCAUGUGGAUGAUUUCUUGUUCGCCGGCCGCGAAGCGGACAAGGUCUGGCAGCAGGCAAGACGUCAGGUGAUGGAGGCGUUCAGAUGGACCGAGUGGGAGUACGACACGUUCACUCAGUGCGGCGUCGACAUCACUCAGAGGCCCGAUCUCGGUUUCACGCUGAGCCAGGCAACCUACACGGAGCAGAUCGAGGAGGUCGAGGUCCCAGCUGAACGACGGAAGCAACCCUCUGCGCCCGUGACGAACGCCGAGAAGAGCCAGUUCCGGGCUGCCACGGGGAGCCUGCAGUGGAAGGGCACCCAGACCGGGCCCGACAUCCUGGCAGAGUUGAGCCUGCUGCAGAGCAAGACGGAGUCAUGCACUGUGGACGACCUUCUGAAGGUCAACAAGCUGAUCAAGCGGGCCAAGGAGACUAAGAACAGCGAGCUGGCAGUUGUCGGCUGGGGCGACGCGGCGUUCGGCAACCGCGUGGACGGCAAGUCGACUGAGGGCCGCGUAGUCGGAAUCGUGCCGCUGUGCUUCCUGUCCGGCGAGGAGACAGGAGUUUCCCUGAUCAGUUGGAGGUCAGGCAAAAUCGAGCGCACGUGUCGGUCACCGGCAGCAGCAGAGGUUUCAGCCACAGUCAAUACCGAGGAUGAGGUCACGUAUGUGAGGUUUCUUCUGGCAGAACUCUCGGGAUGGAAACCCAAUCUCAGAGACCCAUGGGCCCAGGUUCGGAAAGUCCCAGGCUGCCUGAUGACCGACUCUAAGAACUUGUAUGAUCGUCUGCGCUGUCCAGAGAGGCUCAUGGGUGGCAAGGAGUUCCGGACUGGUCUUGAGCUGCUCGCUCUGAGGGACGGGAUAUUAGCGUGUGAAUGUCCUGUACGCUGGGUACACAGUGAUGCCAUGCUCGCCAACAGUCUCACAAAGGGCCACGAACGAUGGCAGCUAGAGUUUUUUUUCAGUAACAGGUGUAGGUGGCGUCUUGUUUACGAUCAGAUGUUUGAGUCGGCUAAGAAGCGUAAGAGUCUAGGCAUCCAGGCUCUAGAGAAUGUGACAUGUCUCGAUUUUAGGCCAGAUCUCUGGGGUGAUGUGGCAACUCCCGCUGGCAAGUGA